This is a messenger RNA of Punctularia strigosozonata HHB-11173 SS5, 720 nucleotides long. RefSeq lists its product as uncharacterized. Bases 1 to 720 code for a protein of 239 amino acids. The record is from RefSeq and is a predicted model, not a curated record. NCBI's taxonomy places the organism in Eukaryota, Fungi, Basidiomycota, Agaricomycetes, Corticiales, Punctulariaceae. The transcript is spliced from 3 exons.
AUGGCUGGUGCCUCGUUGACGGGACACUCAUUCCGCUUUACGACCGGCCACAUUGGUUUGGUCGUUUCGACACCCGAUCUCCAAAUUAUUGACUACGGGUUCGGAUACACGGGAAGCACGCAUGACUCCACCGCAUGGGAGAAGACAUGCAUCUACAAGGAGCAUAGUACACUAUUAGAAGAUAACGAAUGGGUAUGGGCUGACUCGGCAUAUCCAAUCUCCUCUUGGACCGUAGCACCGUACAAGAAGCCUGAGCGUGACCUCAAAGAGAACACCGUGUUCAACAACCACUUUUCUAUGGUCCGCAUCCGCUCAGAGCAUGCCAUUGGAUUCCUCAAAGGGCGUUUUCAGUCGUUAAAGUCACUUCGCGUGAACAUCCUCGACGAAAAUGCUCACAAACUUGCAACUCUUUGGGUUGUAGCAUGUGUUACCAUUCACGCCUUCGCCAUGAGACACGAAGCAGUAGAGAGGGCGGAGCUGCAAGAUGAUGAUGACGACGACAUGGUGGAUGCUGACCCGUUCAUCCGCGAUGGACUCUCCGACUCUGACUCGGAGCCUGAUGGCUUGUCUUUACCGUUUUCAGCACACAUUGCAGACCAUGGGCGUGGCCCGCUUCGUCUCAUGGAAGGCAAGGCUAAGCGGCAAUACCUCAAAGAGGCUUUAUUGCGACAUCUCGAGAGACGGGCACAACGGCGGCAGGAACAGACACGGCGAUCUUAG